Molecule: messenger RNA, 1626 nt
Organism: Dalotia coriaria
Lineage: Eukaryota; Metazoa; Arthropoda; Insecta; Coleoptera; Staphylinidae
Product: spermine oxidase-like
Exons: 3
Coding region: 151-1551 (466 amino acids)
Molecular function (GO): polyamine oxidase activity
Source: RefSeq, a predicted model, not a curated record
GAGACGUAGAACGGAAGAGAGAAAAUCGGUGCGGAAACGUAAACAAGUAAUGGCGCUGUAGUAUGGGCGGUAGGUUUGAAUCGACCAAUCAGGAGCCAGGAGAACAUUAAGGUUGGACUUGUCUAUUCAAAGUGCCAAUAAUAGCCAAAAAUGAAUAAUAACUAUUCAGUAGUAAUAAUAGGUGCUGGAAUGGCUGGCCUAGGAGCAGCUUUAACACUUCAAACUUCCAAAUCGCAGUUUUCCACUGAUUUUAUUCUCCUUGAAGCACAAAAUCGUCCUGGUGGUCGUAUCGAAACCCUCCAGAUUGGAUCCAGCACUAUCGAUUUGGGCGCACAAUGGGUCCAUGGUACCGACACUGAUUUAUACGAUAUUUUACAAGAAAACAAACUUAUCCACCCCGUCACUUCCGAUGAAGGUCUAGGAAUUUAUAUAAGAGAUGAUGGUCAUAUCAUUGAUAACUUUUUAGUGAAAAAAGUUGACUUUGAAGUUGGUAGAAUACUAGAAGAAUGCGAAGAAUACCUCGAUAUUAUUACGAAUUCAUCGGUUGGUGAGUUUUUAACCAAAAGAUUUGGUGAAUUUUUGAAAAAAUCAGAUUAUUCUGAUGAUGAUAAAAUAAUCAUGGAGGAAUUAUUUGAUUGGCACGUCAGGUUUCAAGUUAUAGACAAUUCUUGUGAAGAUUUAAACAAGUUGUCACUGAAGGAAUGGGGGAGAUAUUCUUGUCUCGGUAAAGAUGGACAGCAGCAUGUUAAUAUCAAGGGUGGUUAUGGUGCGUUGGUAGAUGUUUUGGUAAAGAAACUGCCUGAAAAUGCGAUUCAGUACAAUAAAGUUGUACAAUACGUUGAGAUUUCAUCAUCGGGCGCCAUUUUGAUUACGUGUGAUGAUGGUAGCACACUUCACGCACAAUCCGUGAUUGUAACGUGCUCUUUGGGAGUGUUAAAACACUUCAAAGGUUUACCCAUGUCACCUAAAGUGAAAACUACCAUCGCUAAUAUGGGUUUUGAUGGAAUGGGUAAAGUUUUUCUGGAAUUUGAUUCCAAAUGGUGGGGGAGUGAUUUCAAUGGUAUUCAACUAAUCUGGCGGAAUGGUAAAAACUCUUCCGAUGAGUUUCCUGAUUUGUUAAGACAUCUAAGUGGAUUUGAUUUGGUGUUGGAUCAAAAUAAUAUGUUGAUGACUUGGGUUGGGCAUAAAGGUGUACGAGAAAUGGAGGAAACCGAUGCUGAAAUUGUAGGAAAACAAUGUGUGCAGCUGCUAAGAAAGUUUUUGGCAGAUGACAGUAUCCCAUUUCCUGUUAAAGUCUACAAAUCAAAAUGGCUGACAAAUCCUUAUAUUAGAGGUGGAUACAGCCACUCGACGCCAUCUUGUGAUUCGGAAGCAUUACCGCCCGGGAGGACUUUGUGUGAACCGUUUUGUGAUGAAAAUAAUGUGCCUAGGGUGUUUUUAGCAGGUGAGGCUGCACAUGAGUCGCAUUUUUCUACGACGCAUGGUGCUUUCGAAUCUGGCCAAAUGCAAGCUCGAAAGUUACUGAAUUUUACUCAAAACUUCCAAUAUUAAAGAAAAUAUACUAAUCUUAGUUAAGACAAAGUACAAAUUUUAAUUAACUAAAUAAAUGGAGCAGUUUCAUACAAA